Messenger RNA from Styela clava, 1254 nucleotides. NCBI's taxonomy places the organism in Eukaryota, Metazoa, Chordata, Ascidiacea, Stolidobranchia, Styelidae. The record is from RefSeq and is a predicted model, not a curated record.
AAAACGAUCAUAUCUUUUAUGCAAUGUCGCUUUUUUUAUCAUUUAGUUUUUACUUUUCUACACUGAAACCACGAAAUGAAAAUCUCAAUAGUUUUCAUAUUAAUCUACGUCAUCACUUCAUGCUGGUGUCAAGAUGAAACGGUGUUUCACUGUUCACCCAAGCCUGGUUGUCAGAUUGCACAUUGUGAUUCGGACAGACUAACCUUUGACAUUGAUAAACAUACCAAAGAAUAUCCGAUCUCAUGCAAGUCCAAUAGUACUAUCCUUAGCUGGCUUGAUUUGGCAUCUAGAAAUUUGGAUAUCACAAAUAUCAGAAUAGGAUUGAAAAAAUUGGAAAACAAGUUUGAUGAAAAAAUGGAGAGUUCCGACUUGAUUGAAAUUCAAGAAAUGAAUGAAAAGUUGGUAGAAGAAAACAAUAAGAUGAAGAAAGAUUUGAUUAAAGUACAAGAAAUGAAUGAGGAGUUGAGAGAUGACAACGAAAAGAUGGAGAAAGCGAUAUCCAGGAUUGAACAAAGACUUGCUGUUAUGGAGAAGUCUCAGAAGCUUCCAAAUAGAUCCGGGCAGAUUAACAGACCAACAACAAAGACUCGAGGAACAUUGAAACCAACUCCUCCUCCAGAAAACUGCAAAUUGAAGAUAGGAAAUAUCUGUUAUUUCGCUGUUAUAUAUCAUAAGCAGAAUGUCAAAUAUGACAAAGCAGUUGAUAUCUGUAAAAAACGUAACGCAGAUGUUGGUUUGAUUCGAAAUGAAGAAUCUUACAAUGCGAUUAUGAAUUACUUGAGAAAGAAUAUUCCAACGAAACGGACGUGGGUUUAUAUAUCGACAGGAAUCAACUUUGAUCCAGUGACUGGUGACGUCACACCUGCAGAUUCAUUCAUUAAAUGGAGUCGGGAUGGUAUUCCAUUCACGGGAAUUGAUUUUAAAGAUCGUACAAAUGUUUAUCUCGAUGUUAAUUUUAAACCGAGUUAUCAUGAUCAAGGGAUGGCGAAUGCUGCUCCUACCUGGGAGCGUAACGGAGUUAUUUGUGAGAUCCUGAUCUAAUUAAAUGUCUGCUUGAUUGUAUUUUUUCACUCUGGAUCCAUCAUCAAUGAAACAUAAAUCAUUGAAUCCUGAUUUAAAAUUUAAACUUUUGGUAUUUGUAGUAAAUACAGUAUAUAACAGUAAAUAUAAAUUAAUAAUUUAAAUUAGCAUAAUUAGUUAAACUAACUUGCGUUUGAUGGAGAAAUUUUCAAUUUUUGGAUUUGAAUUUUUCAG